Tricharina praecox is the source of this 1638-nucleotide messenger RNA. RefSeq lists its product as uncharacterized. Bases 1 to 1638 code for a protein of 545 amino acids. The transcript is spliced from 6 exons. The record is from RefSeq and is a predicted model, not a curated record. NCBI's taxonomy places the organism in Eukaryota, Fungi, Ascomycota, Pezizomycetes, Pezizales, Pyronemataceae. Gene Ontology annotation, molecular function: cysteine-type deubiquitinase activity. Gene Ontology annotation, biological process: protein deubiquitination. Gene Ontology annotation, cellular component: cytoplasm.
AUGUCGACCACCAACAUUACUAUUACCACCGCUACCGACAGCGACGACGUCGCAAAGAGCCUUGCGCGGGAAUUGGCAGGGUCGAGUGGGGGCCAGGGUCGCGCGCUCUCACCGCCGGAUUCUAACAUCGCCGAGGAUUGCAAGGAGCCGGAGCCGGCGCCGGAUGACCUGCGCAUAAACAACUCGGCACUAGCAACGACGACAGCGGUAGAUGAGACCACGAAGGGUCGAAAGCAAGAGAAGAAAGGAGAAGACAAGACAAACAAGGCUCCCCGCGGAAAGAAAAGAAACAUUACCGACGUCGCCGGCGCAGAGCCCGAGACCGAGCCAAAGCGAACAAGAGUUGUAAACAACAAGGCUCCCCGCGGAAAGAAGAGAGAGAUUACCGACGUCGCCGGCGCAGAGCCCGAGCCCGAGCCAAAGCGCACAAGAGUUGUAGGCCUCAAAAAUUUGGGAAACACUUGCUAUAACAAUGCCGUGAUCCAAGCCCUAAGCCACACCGCUCCCUUGCGAGAGUACUUCGUUCAGCGUGCACUCCCGGAAGCUCUCGAGCCAUUGGAGUCGCAACCGCUGGUGAAAGCGGCGGCUCACACGGGUCGUGCCAGGACAAGAAGGGAAGCUAGACUACAGGAACAGCUGGAGUCUGAAAUUCCGCAGGAUGUCAACCUUUGCAACGAGUUUUCAAGGUUGAUCCGUUCAAUGUGGGGAAUCGGAACCUCGAGUGCGGCGGAUGCGCCAGCGUCCAAGCGGCGCCGUCGUAAUCCUGGCGGGUUGGCUCCGGUGGUCUCGCCAGAUGCAUUUGCGGGUGCCGUUUCGGCCCUGCUACCGCUUUUCCAGGAGAGAAACGAACAGCAGGAUGCCCAGGAGUUUCUGCGGUGUGCUCUGGAUCAAAUCCAUUCUGAACUUAAACUUGAGAAGGAGGACCAGGCUAGCGUGGAUUCCGAGGAUACAAUCGUGAAUCACGUGUUUGGAGGAAUGCUUUGGAACAAGAUCUCGUGUCUUGCCUGCAGCAAGUACACCAUCAAGGCGGACCCGUUUCUGGAUCUCAGCCUCGUCAUCCCCGAAGGCCGCCACGUCACUCUCGAGGAUUGUAUUGACCUGUUCUCGCUAUCAGAAGAACUUGAGACCACCGCGUCCGCCACGCCCUCCACUCCCGCUUCCCCCUCCGCUAGAUCUUGUUAUGCGUGCGGUUCGGAGCAAGGGUUUACCCAGAAUAUCAAUCUCGGCGAGCUCCCCCGAAUCCUUUGUAUCCACCUAAAGCGCUUCCGCUGGAAACGCAACGGCAAGCAGAAGGUCGACACGCUCGUGCGCUUUCCGCUGCAGGACCUGAAUCUAUCCCGUUGGCUCGGCGACGGCGAAGAGGACGGUAGUCAGGCACCACCGCAGAUAUACGAACUCUACACCGUCGUGGUCCAUCAAGGAAACGGAACGAACUCGGGACAUUAUUUCGCCUACGUCCGAGACCACCAAAACCAGUGGUGGAGCCUCAACGACGAGCGUGUUUCCGCCGUGGGCCCGGAACAGGUCGCUAAGUCCAAGGCUUACCUGCUGUUCUACCGCCCCCAGGAGACGCCUUCCACUCCCGCCACCCCCUCUCCCUCUUCCUUGACUACGGUCGCCGCCAACACCCAGCAUUAA